CCCCACUGCUCUCCCCUCGAAAUCUGCGCCUGCCCGAUCCCCUACCUCCCUCGGAUCCACUCCACCAACCACCGCAGCCAUCUCCCACUCGAUCAGGACUGCCAGAUCUCUGAUCCGACAGCGCAGGAUGCUCCCAACACCCCAGCCUCGCCUCCCGCAUCCUCCCGCAGAGGCACUCACCUCGACCCUGAGCGGAUCGAGCCAGCCGUCCCCGCCGGCGAUGAGCAGCAGCGCCAACAGGACCUCCCCGUGCGGUGCCAGAUCCAGAGAACUCCCGCAGGUUCCCGUCGCCAACGGCCGCCAUGGAUGCCUCCCGAGCUCCAGUUCGCCAUGCGGCCGCCAGGAACUGGUGUCCCGCGACCGGAUCCGUCAAGCUCCGCCCCUCGCCAGGCCUCGCUCGCUCGCCGCCGUCGUGCCAAGUCCUCCUUCGUCUCUGCUUCGCCCGCUCGAACCUGCUACUGCCUACUUUGCUCGAUCGAGCAGCGCCAACGAGUUCCUCGUCGCCGGGAACUGCCUCCCCGACCCUCGAACCGCCCGGAUCCGCCGCGCCCGCUGGUCCCUUGCCCCUGCAUCGCGCUUCUGCCUCGCCCCGCGUCGCCAGCAGCAAGCUCCGCCGCGCCGACCUCUGCUUCCCCUGCAUCGAGCAGUCCCUGUUUUAGGGAGGGCAUGGUCGCCCGAUGCCUGUUGACCGCGCCUAGGCCAGCAACCGCCAAGGCCCAGCCGCAAGCCCCGCGGCCCAGCUGCCUCCUCCACCGACCUGGGCCAGGCCCGCUGGGUGAGCCUCCAGCACCCACGCUCCUAUCGGGCCUGCCAGUUUCGGCCCGUGAUGUUUUUUUCCCUGCCAGGAUGAAUUUUCUAAUUAUUCCAGAGAGUGCAGUUUUACAGAAAAACCGCUCAUGUUC
Molecule: messenger RNA, 902 nt
Organism: Aegilops tauschii subsp. strangulata
Lineage: Eukaryota; Viridiplantae; Streptophyta; Magnoliopsida; Poales; Poaceae
Source: RefSeq, a predicted model, not a curated record